AAGGCGGUCGGACGGAGCGGAGGCACUUCCGGCGGGCGGCGUGAGGAGCCCCGGCGGGCGGCGUGAGGAGCCGCGGCGGGCGGGAGGGCCGCGCCAUGGGCAUCCUAGAGAAGAUCUCCGAGAUCGAGAAGGAGAUCGCCCGCACCCAGAAGAACAAAGCUACCGAGUACCAUCUCGGCCUGCUGAAGGCAAAGCUUGCGAAAUACAGAGCUCAGUUAUUAGAACCUUCCAAAUCCUCUGCUGCUAAAGGAGAAGGCUUCGAUGUGAUGAAAUCUGGAGAUGCCCGAGUGGCACUGAUUGGUUUUCCUUCUGUGGGUAAGUCCACGUUUUUGAGUUUAAUGACCUCAACUGCCAGUGAAGCUGCAUCUUAUGAGUUCACAACCCUGACAUGUAUCCCAGGAGUCAUAGAAUACAAAGGAGCCAAUAUUCAGCUGUUGGAUCUGCCUGGAAUCAUCGAAGGAGCGGCACAAGGGAAGGGCAGAGGUCGGCAGGUGAUAGCUGUGGCCAGGACAGCAGACGUCGUCAUUAUGAUGCUGGAUGCCACAAAGGGUGAAGUGCAGCGGGCCCUGCUGGAGAAAGAACUGGAAUCUGUAGGAAUCCGUCUGAAUAAAAGCAAACCAAAUAUCUACUUCAAGCCGAAGAAGGGUGGAGGUAUAUCCUUCAACUCGACUGUCACACUAACUCAGUGCUCCGAGAAGCUGGUACAGCUCAUCCUCCAUGAAUAUAAAAUCUUCAACGCCGAGGUCCUUUUCAGAGAGGAUUGUUCCCCUGACGAGUUCAUUGAUGUGAUUGUAGGCAACAGGGUCUACAUGCCAUGCCUUUACGUUUAUAACAAGAUUGACCAGAUCUCUAUGGAGGAAGUGGAUCGUCUUGCUCGGAGGCCACACAGUGUUGUCAUCAGCUGUGGCAUGAAAUUGAACCUGGACUACUUGCUGGAGAAGCUCUGGGAAUACCUGGCACUUACCUGCAUCUAUACCAAGAAACGAGGACAGAGACCAGACUUCACAGAUGCCAUUAUUCUACGGAAAGGAGCUUCUGUGGAGCAUGUGUGCCACCGGAUUCACAGAUCAUUAGCCAGCCAGUUCAAAUAUGCCUUGGUAUGGGGGACAAGCACAAAAUACAGCCCUCAAAGAGUGGGCUUAACCCAUAUGAUGGAGCAUGAAGAUGUCAUUCAGAUCGUAAAGAAGUAGCUCUCUUUGCUGCUCUUUGCUGGUGCCUGGCCUUGUCUUUAAUCACUAGAAUUGGAUCUGACCGCAUAAAAGCAAAACUAAACAAAAAAAAAAAAAAAGAAAAAAGAAAAAGGGAUAUGCGUUCCACAGCCAAGAAGGCGAGAAGGCUUCUGUGAAGCUCCUUCUCUUGGAGAAAGGCUUAAAAUGAGGCUACAUACAUGCAGGUGGGGAUGGGGAAGAUGGGUUUCCAUCUUGCAGCGUUUCGGGUGAAGUAAUGUUUCUUAAAUAUAUAAAUAUAAAAAAAAAAAAAAGGAAAAAAAAAGGGGAGCCAGUUCUUCGAGGACACAGUUCCUGCAGCCAGCAACGUCCUGCCCCGAUAAGAUCUGCACACGUCUGUGUGUUAACCUACCAGCAGCUUGCUCAGCCAGUGGCAGGUCCAUGGGUUUGUGUGAACAAAUGUGGCCCUGUGCUUUGGAAGAGAGGAACCAGAGCUGGGAGAACAUUGCUGAUGCUUUGCUGCUUAUCUAUUCACUUAAUUUAAGUGUUGAUUUGAAACAGAAAACAAAGUUCUUCCUCCUCUGCUCGCUGGACGUGUUGUCUCUACAGCUUUCGUGGCUGGAGACUUCAGUCUGAGACAAGCCCUGGUGAAUUUAUGAUGGUCCCUCGAUUACAUUAGAACGUGGCACUCUGUGCCUCCUGUUAGCUCUGCAGAGGGGUUUGUAGGACAUCCUUGUCCAACUGGUACUGAGAGGUGAGAACUGAACCCUUGUGAAGGAGUGGUUAACCUGGCCAAACUGCAGCAGGGUCCGAUCAGAGAGCCAUAGGCUGCGGUGAGGGUUCACUUCUGGCAUAUCACGGCCCGAGGAGUGAUCUUGGGAGUUUCCUCCGCUCUUGUCCUGCCUGUUGGUCCCCAGGAGCAUUGCUGGGGGUGUGCUUCUUUCUCAGUCCUGCCCCUGCGUUCCCCUAACAGCUCUCUGGGCUCGGCGCCAUCCCAUGCCAUGGGUUUUACCCCAGCCCUGAUUAACGGUGUUUCUUGUUUGGAUAUUUUUUCCUCAGAAAUCUGGGAUUUUUUCUAAUCACGCUUUUUCAUUAAAUAUUGAUGCUAAACAAUUCAGAGUGCCUGAUAGAGAGCGGCUCUUUCCUUCUGGGAUCAAGAGCUGCCGAUAGCUUUUAUUUUCUUUCAUUGGAAAAGAGUUCAGUCUGAUGUGGAUUGUUGACUGUGAGGACAGGUCUGAUAGCAAACUUGUCUGAGCAGGGCUCCUUCCCUCUUCUGUGUUCCUCCCCACCCCUCACAAACUGAUCGAGCAGAAAUGGAAGGAAUAUUUUAUUUGAGAAAAUAAAAACUGCUAUUUCAUGUGA
Numida meleagris (helmeted guineafowl) is the source of this 2528-nucleotide messenger RNA. It is a transcript of the gene DRG2, whose product is annotated as developmentally regulated GTP binding protein 2. The record is from RefSeq and is a predicted model, not a curated record. Gene Ontology annotation, biological process: cytoplasmic translation. The transcript is spliced from 13 exons. Gene Ontology annotation, molecular function: GTPase activity; GTP binding. Gene Ontology annotation, cellular component: cytoplasm. Lineage: Eukaryota; Metazoa; Chordata; Aves; Galliformes; Numididae. Bases 96 to 1190 code for a protein of 364 amino acids.